Molecule: messenger RNA, 1293 nt
Organism: Hibiscus syriacus
Lineage: Eukaryota; Viridiplantae; Streptophyta; Magnoliopsida; Malvales; Malvaceae
Product: proteoglycan 4-like
Exons: 3
Coding region: 1-1293 (430 amino acids)
Source: RefSeq, a predicted model, not a curated record
AUGGGAGAACAGAGGCAAUUUUUUCGUUUCCGUUUGCCUUGGCUGUCUGCAGCUCCUGCUCUCCGUCCUGUAGCUACACCUCGUCCUGCUGCUGAACCGCAACCUGCUGCUCAAAUGCAAGCCCCUUCCCGGCCGACUGUUUCCAUCCCAAUCCAACGUCCACCGUUUCGACCGGCGGGGAUCACCCCAGCACAGACUAAGCCCAGCCAGGUUCAGAAAGAGCCACAACCACAACCUCAACCUGCAGCCCAAACAGAAGCCCCUUCCAAACGUCCACCAUUUCGGCCUGCAGGGAUCACCCCAGUGAAGCCUACUCCCACUCAGGAUCAAGCACCACCACAAAGGACUGAACCUUGGCCAGUACCAUCUCGUGCCCCCAUACCGCCAAGGGUUGCCUCUAUGUCUGAUGGAGAAUCCGCUUUUAAACCAUUUGGUGUUGCUGCAAAGCCUUCAGAGGAAUCAACACAAUCAAAAGAAGUCGCACCAAUCACUGCAGCGGCUAAAGAAAUGCCAACAGCAGCAAUAAAGCCCAAGGAAACGGAAGAAAGAAAGAAGGUUGCCGAAGAGCGCAGUAAAAGUUCAACCCAUGAAAAGCCAACAGUUAGUACUAAACUUCUUUCGGCAGCGACUGAAGAUGGGACUAAAACCAGAGAGCUAUUGGGGGCUGCAAAGGAAAAAGGGAAGAGACACCCGAGAAAGGAUGACGUUGAAAGAAAGACCACUGACGAAAGACAAAUAAAAUAUUUAAGUUCUACAUAUCCCAAAGAUCGUAGCAGGCCGAGUGAUUCUGGUGAAAAGCAUGUCGAUUCUAAAGCUGAACAAGUUCCCCUGCACGAAGAGAUCAGGGAAGAUGUUAGCAAGUUUGUUCGGAAGCUGGUCACCAGGAAACCAAAGCUGGUCACUACAGAUGAAAACCCGGUGAGCGUUAUAACGCUAGCAGGAGAAAACAGUGGUGCAUCUUUUCGAUGUGAUUCUUCGAGUGACGGGGAAGAAAGCUCAAGGGUAAGGCAGACUAUGGAUUCAAUGAUCAAAGAAAAUGCAGCACCCAAAGCAUAUGUCAAUAGCAACACACAGAGCAUCAACAAUUCAAUUAUGUUCGAAAGUUCUCUGGAGGGAAGUAAUCCUGGCGUUCAUCUGCACUUUUUCAAUGAUGCAAAGGCUGAGCCACCACAGGCUAGAAAGAGCAAAAGGAAAUUUAUAAAAUUUACCAUAUUGACAUGUUUUACACAUAACAAAAUCAUCAUUUUUAUUAGCGUGAAUAGAUGUAUUACAUUUAGACAAGACUGCUUUUAA